UACCACCCCCCGACUAUACCCAACCUUCUCUCAUGGCGGAGAAUGCCGUCCAUCCUCCGUCACGGACCUCCUCAUCGACACUUCCUCCGUCCGUCGACCCGAGGAGCGGCUUUGACGGCGUCACCAAGACCUUCCACAGCCUCCGCCCCGCCGUCACCCUGCCGUCACCCACCAUGCCCCUCUCCGCCGCCUCCUACGCCUUCUCCCUCCUCCCCUCCCCACUCCCCUACCACCCCGCCAUCCUCGACGCCACCACCGGCGCCACCGUCUCCUUCGCCGACCUCCUCUCCCAGUCCCGGUCCCUCGCCGCCUCGCUCCGCGCCCACCUCGGCCUCUCAAACGGACACGUGGCGUUCAUCCUCUCCCCCAACCGCCUCGAGAUCCCCACCCUCUACCUAGCCCUCUUCUCCCUCGGCGCCGUCGCCGCUCCCGCCAACCCCGCCUGCACCUCCGCCGAGAUCGCCGGCCUCGUCCGCCUCUCCAACCCCGCCGUCGCCUUCGCCCUCUCCUCCACCGCCGCCUCCCUCCCCCGCCACCUCCCCACCCUCCUCCUCGACUCCCCGGAAUUCCGCUCCUUCCUCACCGCCAAUGCCACCUCGGCCGCCGCUCCGGUGGCGGAGGUGCCCCAGUCCGACGUGGCGGCGAUCCUGUUCUCCUCGGGAACAACGGGCCGGGUGAAGGCGGCGGCGCUGACGCACCGGAGCUUCAUCGCGAUGGUAGCCUGGUUUUGUGCGAUGUGGCGGGAGGGACGGCUGGGUAGCGGGGGUGACGUAAGGGAGGUGACGCUGCUGGCGGCGCCGAUGUUCCAUACCAUGGGGUUCGUUUUUGCUCUGAAGGUGGCGCUGGGAGCGACGACGGUGCUGAUGGGCAGCAGCCGGGCGGGGCUAGCGGAGAUGCUCCGGGCGGCGGAGCAGCACAGGGUGACGGGGAUGACGGCGGCACCACCGGUGGUGGUGGCGAUGGGGCGGCCAGAGGUGACGGGAGGGCUUGACUUGUCGGCGCUGAAGCGCGUCGUCUGCGGCGGCGCUCCACUCCACCCGUCGGCCGCGGAGCGGUUUAUGGCGAGGUUCCCUCGCGUGGAGCUCUCCCAGGGAUAUGGUUCAACUGAGGCAGGAGGAAUUUCCAUAUUGAUCGGUCCUGAUGAAUGCCGUCACAUGAAGUCUGUCGGACGUCUCCAUUCUAAUGUAGAAGCAAAACUUGUAGAUACUGUCACUGGUGAGGCUUUAUCAGUGGGCCAAGAAGGUGAAUUAUGGAUUCGAGGUCCUGCCAUCAUGAAAGGUUAUGUUGGUGACGAUGAAGCCAAUGCUUCGACCUUCGAUUCCGAUGGUUGGUUGAAGACAGGUGAUCUGUGUUAUUUUGAUCAUGAUGGGUUUCUUUACAUCGUGGAUAGGCUGAAGGAGUUGAUCAAAUACAAGGCUUAUUGCACCUGCUGAAUUGGAGCUUUUGUUACAGUCCUUACCAGAAAUCGUGGAGGCUGCUGUAGUUCCGUACCCACAUGAAGAAGCAGGGCAAAUACCAAUGGCAUUUGUGGUGAGACAACCAGGAAGCAACCUCAGUGAAGCAGAGAUUAUUGAUUUUGUUGCAAAGAAGGUUGCACCACAUAGAAAGAUACAUAAAGUCGCAUUUGUUGACUCAAUACCAAAAUCAGCAACUGGAAAGAUCUUGAGGAGGGAAUUGAGCAAACAAGCACUUUCUAGCUCCAUAUCUAGAUCAUGAUGUCUUUUAUUGCAACAAUCUCCUAUAAACUAUGAGUUUCAAGCACAGCAACGGUGCAUCCUAGCACUUGCUUGAUUGGUAAAAGCUUGAAAGGAUCGUGUUUCAUUUAUGCCUUGUGUUAAGCUUUUGUGUAUUUGAUUAAUAGCAGUG
Molecule: messenger RNA, 1866 nt
Organism: Elaeis guineensis (African oil palm)
Lineage: Eukaryota; Viridiplantae; Streptophyta; Magnoliopsida; Arecales; Arecaceae
Source: RefSeq, a predicted model, not a curated record